CAUUUUUAUAGUAGAUACUAACUAUAGUAAGCAGAUGGUGACAACGUCUUGCCAGAGAGGUACAGCGACACUGCGAUAAUCCGAACCAGGAAGGUGCCCGCUGAGAUUAUCCUUACCAUCCAAUGUCAGACUCUCCUCCAAACCCGCAGACUUCAUGACCAGUGAAGACCCAUCUGCCUCGUCUUCUAUGGAGCCUGACCAGGAUAUUGAUCAGUGGUUGGCAAGUUUGAACCUGCCCCAGUAUGCCUCCAGCUUCACUCGGGCUGGCUACCACUGCCUUAAGGACCUCAGUUGUCUAACCAAGGAGAAGCUUCUUGAGGUGGACCAUAUCCCCACUGGACACCAACGGAGGAUCCUAAGCAGCCUGGAGACCCUGAUGGUGGAAGCCGAUGGAGGUAAGGGUUUAGAUAAGAUUCCAGUGAGGAGAAAACCAAUCCCAAGACCUAGACAGUUAUUUCCCAAGGAUAAGCAGAGAGGAACAUCUUCCCAGCAUCCUCAGGGCAGUAACAUCCAGAUGGAAAGGCAAACACUUUCUGCAAAGACUUGUAAGGGUUUGGAGACUGCUGCUGACAUAGAGCAGAUGGCCGUUGGUUCAGCUACAUACACUCUUCCUCACACACUGUCUAGUGAUGCAUGUCAAGCUGCUUCCUCCAGCUCUAGCUCUGCCUCUGAGCACAGCAACAAUGAAUCAUCGGAGAACGUAUCAGACGAGCCCUCCUGCUAUGGCGCAGAAAAUAUUAAAGAUGAAAAUUAUUAUUUUCCUUCAGAAGGACCACCUGUAGGUUUUCAGGGAGAUAUGAUUGAAAAUGAAAUAUAUGAGGAAUGCCAAAUGGUUAAGGAACCUUCAGACGCAAGGCCCACACGUUCCUUUAAGCUACGACACAGGCCUGUUCCAGAGAUCCCUGAACAUAGCUUCAUACCACCUUAUGACUGGAGCAUGGCAGUGAACAGCACUGACCGUCUCAUAAGAUCUGAGGAACCGACUUGCCCCACAACCAUUCAGAAAGCGUCACCUAUAAAGAACUUGCCCUCCAUUGACCCCUAUGGAGAGCUUUUCCUGUACAAUACAGCAGAAAACAAACUGGAUUUGGGCAAAGAUGUAAUGACCACUCAAGGAAUAAAAGAGAACCUGGAACAACGGAAGAAGAGGAAGAAGCAGAAAAGAUCCAAAGAAAAACUGAACAGUAACAACAAGCAAGAUUUUUCCAAGCAACAUUACGUUGAUGAUGAUAGUGAUUACUCCACUGUCCAAGCAUCAACGCCCAGUCAGAAAUCAACCAAUAAAAACUCCUCAAAACAACCUGAACCCUCUAUGCUUCUUUCCAUCACUGGACCAUCAUCUGUAGCCCAGCUACAAAGAGAUGACAAUGACCUAUACAGUGUGCCAUUGGAUGACUUGGCAGACCUAGUUAGACCAACUCUUCCUCCUGAUAGAGAAGGUUCCAUUUCCCCCUACGCCUGCUUUUAUGGGGCCCCUAAGACUAAUACUAAAGCAGGCUGGCUGGACAAACUGUCCCCUCAAGGGAACUGUGUCUUCCAGAGAAGAUAUGUGAAGCUUGAAAGAGGAAAUCUCACUUACUUCAACAGCGAUAAGGAGAUGUACUCAAAAGGCCUUAUUCCAAUUUCAGCAAUUAAACAAGUUCGAGCUCUGGGUGAGAAUAAGUUCGAUGUGGUCACCUCUGUAAGAACCUUUGUGUUUCGGGCAGAGAAAGAAGGAGAACGUCAGGAUUGGCUGGAGGUUCUUCAGUUUGCUGUGAACUCCCAGUCCUCAAUUUCCCAUCAGCCUCGCAAAAAUAACACAAUCAAGAGCAGCUACGUUGAGCUGCGUGGCCUCAAAGGAAGAGUCUACCUCAGCCUCGUGGGAACCAUCUUCAGGCUCUGCAAAACAGACCAGGACUUCAAUGCUGGACUGGCCAUUGCUGAGGUGGACUUGACUGCUGCAUGUGUAAAACAGGUUGAGAGGAAGGGCUUUGAGAUCACUACACCUUUCAAAUCCUUCUGUUUCACAGCGGAGUCAGAACGUGAGAGAGAGGAAUGGAUAGAGGCAGUUCAGGAGUCCAUUGUAGAGGCGUUGUCCAAUUACGAGGUGCUGGAGAAGGUUUGGUUCAACAAGUCUAACAGGAAGUGCGCUGACUGUCAGGCUCCUGAGCCAGAAUGGGCUUCAGUUAACCUCAGUGUGGUCAUCUGCAAAAAUUGUUCAGGUCAGCAUCGGUUCUUGGGCCCUGGUAUCUCAAAAGUUCGCAGUAUGAAGUUAGACAGCAGCAUAUGGACCAAUGAACUUAUUGAGCUGUUUCUAGAGGUUGGGAAUAAAAAUUCAAACAGCUUCUGGGCAGCAAAUCUUCCCCCAGAGGAAGAGCUUUGCAAGCAGCCAUCGUCAGAGCAGCGGGCACUCUUUAUUCGCAGGAAGUACAAGGAGAGGAAGUACAAGAAAGUUCUGGAAGGUCUAAACACCCAGGAGGAACUCAACAAGGCCCUCUGUGCUGCGGUUGUUCUGCCUAAUGUCCUGCAGACCAUGGCCCUGGUUUUCAGUGGGGCAGACGUAAUGUGUGCGACGGGUGACCCUGAGCACUCCACUCCAUACCUGCUGGCUCAGAAAGCAGGCCAGAGACUGCAGAUGGAGUUCCUCUACCAUAAUAAGCUCUCAGAUUUUCCUAAGCUGGAGGCAGCAUUUGACAGUAGUUUUCCAGCCGCUGUUUAUUCUUUCAUGGAUGGAUUUCUCUAUUGCUCUGUGAAUACAGGCAAGAACACUCUGGACAGGAAAGGAAGACCUGACAUGGCUCGCUGUUGGUGUACUUUGGAAGGUGGGUUUCUCAGUUACUAUGACAACGAGAAAAUUGCCACACCCAUCAGUCGGGUUGACGUCAGUGAUGUGGCGAGCCUGACCAUCAACAACACUGAGAACAUCACAGAUACAGGGCCAAUGUUCACCUUUGAGUUGUACCUGCAGUCGCAGAAGGUGCUGGUGUUUGGAGCGGAGACCUUGGACACACAAACAGAUUGGACACGUGCUAUCGCCAAGUGUUUUGUCCCCACAAGGGCAGAUGCUCUGCUGAAGCAGGAUAGUGAUCUUAUUGGCCGGUUGUACUAUAAAGAGGGUCACGACCUUUAUCAUUGGCGAAUGGGAUGGUUCGCUCUGGUGGGUUCAGAGCUGCACUUCUGCUCUGGAGAUGAAGAUGAAGAGGAGGGAGAAGUUCAAUUGAAACGCCUGCAGGAGCUCACUGUGUCCACUCAUAUGGAGGGUGAUGAGAAAAUUCAGGUCUUACUUAUGGUUGAGAGUGGAAGAACCAUUUAUGUUCAUGGCAUAACCAAGCAGGACUUUACACUGUGGCACUCUGCCAUCCAGUUGGCAGCGAAGACAGACGGUACAGCUCUUGGUAAUCAGCAAAUGAAAAAAAAUGACGUCCCUAUCAUCGUGGAUAGCUGCAUAGCUUUCGUAACCCAAUACGGUUUGUGUUGCAAGGAAAUCUACCAGAAGAGUGGUGACCAGGGGCGUGUUGCCCAGCUCUUGGAGGAGUUUACUAAGGAUGCCCGAGUUGUUAAGCUGCGGGUGCAAGACCACCGACUAGAGGAUGUCACAGACACACUCAAGAGCUUUCUGUCCCACAGUGAUGAUGCACUAUUGGCUAAAGAGCUUUACCCAUUCUGGAUUUCUACUCUUGAUGAAGAGGAUGAGAAGGUCAGAGUGCAGAAAUAUUCAUCCUACAUCCAGAGUUUACCCAAGGUCAACAGGUCAACCCUUGGUGCCUUACUACAACAUUUGUACAGGAUCCAGAGGUGUUCACACAUUAACCAGAUGAGCACACAGAAGUUAGCAUGUGCGUUCUCCUCAUGUCUCUUUCAAACAGAUGGACACACGGCUCAGGAGACUCGAGUGGUUGAGGAUCUUAUCAACAAUUACAUCCAGAUCUUUUCUGUCAAUGAAGAGCAGGUUAGGCAAAUGGAGAAAGAAAACAGCUUUAUCACCAGGUGGAAGGACACCACAUUCUCUCCCGCUGGUGACCUGAUAUUUGAAGUCUAUUUGGAAAAAAAGCAGCCCGAAAAGUGCUGUUUAAUCAAGGUUUCUCCUAAUAUGCGGUCAGAUGAGCUUGCCAUUAGCACUUUGGAGAUGAAGGGCAUGGAGGUGGAGGUCAAAGACCUCUGGACCACCUUUGAGGUCAUUGAGAAUGGAGAGCUAGAGCGUCCCUUACACUACAAAGAGAAGAUUCUGGAGCAGGUACUGGAGUGGAGUUCCCUGGAGGAUCCCAGCUCGGCCUUCCUGCUCAUUAAAAAAUAUUCCGGCUCUAAAAUGACAGAUACCAACUCAGAUAAACUGAAAGAUUUCAUUAAAGGAGAGCAACUCAAGUUCAAAGACGGCUCCUCCAAAUUGUUAUCAGGGAAUAAAUUUCAGGACAGAUACCUGGUACUACAGGACAAAAAACUGCUGUUAUACAAAGACAUAAAAAGUACUAAACCAGAAAGAGAGGCUCUGUUAAAGUCUGUUAAAUGUUACUUUGGGCUUCGAAGAAAGUUGAAGCCAACAAGCAGUUGGGGAUUUACAGUUUAUACUGAAAAGCAGCCGUGGUAUUUCUGCUGUAAAGGGAAUGAUUCUCAGCAAGACUGGGUCACCUCCAUUAUCAGAGUGAAGCAUGAAGGUGACUUGUGGCCUAAAGACCUAAAGCAGAGCGCAUCAUUACCUUACAACCUUAGCAGAGGGAGAACAUCCACUUACAGCACAACUCAGACCACCAAAGCUAAAACCAGAGAGGUUAAAGGGAAGUCAGUCAUUAGUACAAGUAUUGAGGGUUCCAAUACACAAAACAAAAUCACCACCAACGAGGGCAACCAGCUGGACUCGAUAUAUAAAUUGGAUGGCAGUGAAGAAACUCAGUGUGACUCCAGGCUUGAAAUGGUGAUUGAUGACACACUUCAAUCUCAGCGAAGAGCAUCUCUUCAACAAGACACCAGUGCUCUCACCCCACUAUCACAGAGGAAAGCUAUGUUGCCCAACAGAGGAGUGCAGUUGCCACAAAACCUCAUUAAUGAACUAAGUGCCGUCCUUAACAAAAAAGGAUGCUGUCCAAAAGGACACAAUUAAGAGAGAGUGACAAAGACAGAAAGACUGAAGUCUUGUCCAUUGCACUUCUAAUAUGCACAGAGAGGAUCAGUAAGGCAUGAGAACUGUAUAACAAAGAAACCAAAAACAGUAAAAUUGUUGGAUUUGAAUUUUAUGUACUUUGUGGAACUGCCAAAUAAAGUAUUUUAUGAUAUCCUAUUUCUAAAAAAGCUUAGACUUACUACUCUUAGAUAGCGUGUGUAAGAUGUGGCAUGAACGCAGAUAAAUCAGUAAAUUGCCUGGUAGGUCAAACAUCAGAUCAGUAAAGAAUUUAUAUAUAUGUACAACUGCUACUGUUUGGUGGAAUUAUCACUUAAAGCCAUAUUCCCUUUAUUAAUAAAAAAGUAAUUUUGUAUUAGUUAACCCUCCUAUUGCAUUCAGAAUCUGCAUACGCCUUUUGCUUUUCUGGGUCAAUUUUGACCCGGUGGAAUUAAAGUUUUUAAAUCAUUCAUAACCCGACGGUUUUCAUCUAAAUCUUCUUAACUGAAAUUCUUAAAGUUCUUAACUGUUCAUACAUGUACAAAUGUAUGAUUGAUUUGUUUGGCAUAUUAACUGACAAAUAUAAAAGUUAUUAUUCAAUAUGCAAUUUUUUUAAAUAAUAAAAUGUAGAAAUUCGUUGACAUUUGAAUUAUACAUUUAAUAUACAAGCACAAUCACUGUGAUACAUGUUGUGGCCAUUCCCAUGUUACUGCCAUGGCUCUCGGUCAUAGAGGCCUUUCCCUGUCGCUGCCUACACGCCCAGCCAUGGAGGCCUUUCCCCUGCCACUGCCAGCGUUCCCUGCCACGGAGGUCGAUACCCUGCCGCUGCCAUUGCUUCUGGCCAUGGAGACGGUGCCUAUGCCGCUGCCGGCACUUCUGGCCAUAGGGGCCGUUCCACUGCCACUGCCGGAGCUUCUAGCCACAGAACCCGUUCCCCUGCCAUUGCAGCAUUUCCUCUGUCCUGCUGCCACUGCCCAGUCUGACCCUCGUCUUGCGACCGCUGCCAAGUCUGACCCCUUGAUCGCAGCUGCCACCCAACCUGUCCUGCCCCAGUGGCUGCUGCUCAGUCUGUUCACUCCACAGCUACCAUCGCUCAGCAAGUCCUAACUUCAGCUGGUUCCACUCAACCAUUCCAGUCCCCAGCGACUGCUGCUCAGCUUGUCCAGUCCCCAGCGGUCAACGCUCAGCCUGUCCAGUCCCUAGCGGUCGCCACCUCAGCCUGUCCAGUACCCAGCGGUCGCCGCUUAGCCAGUCCAGUUCCCAGCAGUUGCCGACACCGCUGCCCAGUUUGACCUCUGCCCUGCGGCCAUACCUGGAGCUGGCCACCUGAACCUGCCCUUUCCUGGAGCCACCAUCCUGGUUUCCCUCACCCUUCUUCCUUUGGCUAGAACUACCAGCUCCACUCUGGUCUGUCCCGCUGGCACCAACCAGAUCUGUCUACUGCCCUCCUGCUCCGCUGGCCUACCUCUGGCUAGCCCCACCCUAGUUUGUCCCACUGGCUCUGUCCUGGACUGUAGCCCCCCCUCCAUUUUGGACCUGUGUCUGUUUUCUUUUGUUGGACUACUCUCUUUUGUUUUUGUUUGUUCAGGUUGGGAUGCCUGGAAGUCGUCCCAUGGAGAGGGGGUGACACUCUGGUCAGGACUCUGUCACCUGUUUUUCUUUUUUUGUGUUUUGAUUUUCUUGUCUAGCACAUAGCUUUUGUUUAUUUCUUGUCACCAUAUGCUCUGUCUUGUUUCUGGACCCCGUCCCCUCAUUUGUCUCAUUAUUGAUUAAUCUGUUUCAUCUGUUCUCCUUGUUUGCCCUUCUGAUUUUCUCCCUGUAUAUUUUGUCUGUUGCCUAUUGUGGUUGUCAGUUCCAUUCGUCAGUACUCUUGUGGUUGCUUCCUUGUCGUGGUGUUCGUUCUUGUCUGUUUGUAUUCCUGCAGUUCCUAGGACAUUCCUGUUUUGAGCCCAGACCUCAAGGCUCUCCUUCUCCAGCCAAGCCAGUCGGUUUGUUUAUUCUUCCCUGGACUGGGAUGUUUUCCCUUAUGGGGUUGUUUUUGUUGUAAAUAAUGCCCAUUCUAUUUAACUCUGCACUUGAAUCCUCACCUCUCUCUACGCACCCUGAGUAUUUUGAUAGUCUUGACAAAUUCACCAAGUUUGGGUCCUGUAAUAAAAACUAAAAUGUAUUUAAAAAUUAUCUACCUCUCCCAGGUCAAAAAUUACCUGAACGCAAUAGGAGGGUUAAAUGAAUGUUUCGGGUUCAGUAUCCACCAUAUUUGUCAGCGAAACUAGGGCGCCACCAUAAUUGACCUUGAAUUAGGACCACUUCCAGUAUAAGCCACUUCCAGCUAUUAUGCAAGUACAUGUGAACGGAGGUUUAUAUGGAGACAAGAAAGACUGCAUCAUCAUGAUCUCGGUUAAGAAAGAAGCAGAUUUUAUUACUGCCUAUUCAAUACUACAACACACUGCAAAAAGUUAAUUAUUUACUUACUCUUUUACUAUAAAUGCUGACGUUAGAAAAUUAUCGGCACAUAAUUCUACUGCACAUCCUGUGGUUGUGUGAUCACAGAAUCACACCAUAUCACAGAAUUCUGGCUUUAUUGUCCUUCUAGUUAUUUACAUAGCGGCUAAUGACAGCGGAACUUUGUCACAUUCACUGGAAAUGCAGCCGCUGCUUACUUCAGUGUUGCAAAAUAAGGUGGAUAAGUUAAGCUCAGUCAAUGGCAUUUAUUGCAAUAAUGUUGAUUGCCACACACAAAAAACAAAAUUGUCUCAUCCCUCGUUUAUUUAAAAAAAAAGAAGCAAAAAUCGCACUUACAAUGAAAGAGAAUGGGACCAGUCUAUACAAAUUUAAAUAAACAUUGUUUCAAUAGUAUAGCAACAAGACAUAAACAUUGUUCAUGUUAACAUACAUUUUGUGUAAUAAAAUCAGGGAUUUACUAGCAUCACAGGGUUUACCAGAUUGCAGGGUUUAUCGCCAUUAUGUCACCAUGACAACAAAGUUAUGAUAUUGGAUAUAACUUUACACUGAUAAGGUUAGUAAGCUAUUUUGUCACACUUAAACCAUGUUAACACCAAUAUGGACUGCCCCUUACACUUCAAUUUACUGUAACUGCGUUGCGGGGUGAUUAGCAUUUUCCCGUUUCAUUUUAAUACCUGUAUUCAUGCUAACUGAGGUUGAAGACACUAUGAUCCAUUACCAUUGAGUGAGCAGAAUGAGUCAUUUGUCUCAGUCUUGAUGUGCUUCAAGGUCUACAAAGUCUUUUUUUUUUUGGACUGUUCUUCUUUCAAAAAAUAUCCUAGUCGUUUUAUAGUUAGAUACAAAAAUAACCCAUUGCAAGUAAAUCUUAAUUUUCCCUCAUUCUCAUUCCUCUAUUUUUAAGGUUGCUGUGGUCCAUGUUCUAAUAUAAGCAGAAUUAGUCAUUCUGAUCUUAAACUUGAUGAUCUAUCAAGCUUUUUUUUACUUCAUCAAAAGCAUCUUAGUACUUUAAUAGUUGGAAACAAAAAUAACCCACCAUUCCAAACCUUUCAAAGUUGUUGAAUAAUGCAUAAUAGUAUGAGAGUUUACACAUUGAAUAUUGUCGCCCAGUGUGAUAUAAAAUAUUUAUAGUUGACUUUUUAUCUAGAUUAUGAAUCACUUAACAGCCACCUGCAUUUCAUUUCCUUUUCAAUUUUUUUUUAUCAUGCACUAGUGCCUGUCUUGAAAAUUUAACAUACUGAAGUCUAAGUGACAUGUAAAUAAACAAGGCUAAAUUUCAGUUGUUAAAAAAAUUGUAUAUAUAAAGUGUUAAUGCUGCCAUACAGGCCUACUGUAUAUGUAUUUUUGGAUUGUGUUUGUGUCAAUUUAUAACUGUUCUCUCAACUCUUCAAUGUGUGUAUAAAUACAGUUUACUGGGGAACUGCCCCAGUAUAUGUUCUUGUUAUAAAAGCAUGCUGUUGCUAUUUUCAUCAAAAUGACACAGGGUGUUUCUCUUACUCUUAAAUUGUAUUUCCCCUUCUGUUACUCACUCGAAGUUGUGGCGAUGUAGUGACACUAGGGGUCUCUCUCGAGAGCCUCGAUUACCUCUUAUUUUUGAGAAAAGGCCAAUGAGAAUUGGUGAACAGAAUUUGCAUGCACCUCCCGGACAUACGGGUAUAAAAGGAGGGCAGCGUGCAUCUGUUCACUGAGAUUUUUUUCUUCGGAGCCGAGCGGUUGUGUUUCAGCGAGCUGAGGAAAACCCACUGCUGUUCCACUCACCUUUAAAAGAGCAUACGCUGUUGGAGAUACGGCACAUUUAGGCAGUUUUUCUCUUCUAUACCCCUGGGCGUUUCGACAGCCCUCUAAAAAGAGUAUGAUGCCCUUCCGUCUUUGUGUCAUUCCUGGAUGCGGUUGUUACCUCCCCACUUCUGAUGGCCGCGGGCGCUGCCUCACGUGUUUUAAAUAAAAUAAUUCAAAAAGUUAUUAUUGCCUUUUGAGGGAUUUUGUUGACGUUCUAAAUGUUUAUUUCACUUAUAUCUGUGCAUUAUUGUGAGCAGUGGGUGAAUUAUUAUUAAAAUAUUUAUAAAUAUACAGUAUUUAUUAUUAUAAUAAUUACUAU
Molecule: messenger RNA, 9629 nt
Organism: Xyrauchen texanus (razorback sucker)
Lineage: Eukaryota; Metazoa; Chordata; Actinopteri; Cypriniformes; Catostomidae
Product: arf-GAP with Rho-GAP domain, ANK repeat and PH domain-containing protein 2-like
Exons: 33
Coding region: 155-5074 (1639 amino acids)
Biological process (GO): signal transduction
Molecular function (GO): protein binding; GTPase activator activity
Source: RefSeq, a predicted model, not a curated record